AUGCCGUCGGAAACUUCCUCCCCAGAGCAAUACUUCAUCAAGAACUCCACGCCUCACGUCCCCAACUCUCCUCUCCCAGUACUGGUCUAUCGAUCCGCACUGCCAGUCAACCCCACUCCCGAAUCAACAUGCGCUCGCAUCGAACCGAAUAAGUGGCUGAAGGGUGGAGUAUUCAAACAUGUUGGAGCACAUCACUAUCACAGUGUGACGCAUGAAUGUUAUGCAGUGUUCAAGGGACAUAGUCGAUUGCUGCUAGGACGAGGACCUUUAGAUCCGGAGACAGACGAUGAUUUGUUGCUGGAUUUGGAUGUUGGAGAUGCGAUUGUUCUUCCUGCUGGUGUGGCACAUUGCAGUCUAGAAAGCAGUGAAGACUAUGAAUAUGUCGGACUUUACCCAGAAGAUAGUCCCCAUUGGGAUAAUAACUUCUGUGAAGCCGGUGAGGAAGAAACAAAGCAGAAGGCUUCGAACGCUAGAGCUGUUCCUCUGCCAGAAUCAGAUCCUAUUUUUGGUAUUGGAGGACCACUGGUUGAUAUAUGGAGGCAAGAAUCACAGCAGAGUAGCUAA
Messenger RNA from Cadophora gregata, 564 nucleotides. RefSeq lists its product as uncharacterized. Bases 1 to 564 code for a protein of 187 amino acids. The record is from RefSeq and is a predicted model, not a curated record. Lineage: Eukaryota; Fungi; Ascomycota; Leotiomycetes; Helotiales; Ploettnerulaceae. The transcript has 2 exons.